Molecule: messenger RNA, 2157 nt
Organism: Nannizzia gypsea CBS 118893
Lineage: Eukaryota; Fungi; Ascomycota; Eurotiomycetes; Onygenales; Arthrodermataceae
Exons: 2
Coding region: 1-2157 (718 amino acids)
Biological process (GO): regulation of glycogen biosynthetic process
Cellular component (GO): protein phosphatase type 1 complex
Molecular function (GO): protein phosphatase 1 binding; glycogen binding
Source: RefSeq, a predicted model, not a curated record
AUGACUACCACCACAACCACCACCACGAUUACUCCCUCCAACUCGACUACUGCGGCAGCUGGAUCUGCCCCGGUCCGCCGCCAUGGACGCCACAACUCAGAGCCGGCCGUGAGCUUCCAGCGGCCGUCGAGCAGCUCGUACCUGCACAGACACAGGCGCAGUCCUACCAUGAGAGCUCCAGUGGGGAGCCUACAGCAGCAGCAGGGGCAGCAUGGGCAGCUUGCACACGACGUCUGGACGGCUGCAGGCACAGGCAUGGGGCUGGUGCUGUCCCCGCCUGAAUCACGGAACAAUUCGAGUGACGAAGAAGAGAGCAAGAAACGACAGGCUCAGAACGGCACCUCCAACACUCCCACCUCGACUACUGCUUCGGCUUCGGCUUCUUCUACUGCUGCUCCAGAUCAGGCAAGUGACGGCAGUAGGGAUGGAAAGGGACAAGGGAUACUGGUUUAUUCGGUGCCGGAACAAGCUACCCAGACUCCCGAGCAGAGUGACCAGGACGAGGAAGAGCUGGCCAACAAGCCUCCCAUGCUACGGAAAAAGUCAGGGGAGCUCGUCCGGCCAGCCAUCAGACUACGACCCGGCAGACCACUUAGCAUGCCUGGAACACCCACUUUUUCCAAGGCAGUACACUUUGGAGCCCAGCUUGAAGAGGUCCGCCACUUCAUGCAGCUCGAUCGACCGCUGGCCGUCAGUGCUGGCUCUUCCCCCGUCGAGGAAUACGACGGAGACACCGAAUUCCCCUUCGCCUGCUCUAACUCUGCUUGCUCCUCUGGUAGUGGUAAGGAAUCAUGGGAGGCUCGAGUGACCAACUUUCCCAGCAUGCUCGACGACGCUCGUCUGAACAAGGCGGUGCGGCUCCGUCGGAUCGAGCUCUGUCCGAAUACCCAUGCCCUCCUCGGCACAGCGGCAGUAGCAAACAUCUCCUACUCCAAACACGUCACUGCUCGCUUCACCCUGGAUAACUGGAAAACAGUCUCUGAAGUCACUGCAGAUUACGUGCAUGCUCGCGCCUCUUGCAUCGACCGAGACGAGCGGGUAGGGUUUGACACCUUUAGCUUCUCCAUCGACCUGGCCGACCUGCUCAGACACGGGAUGCAGAAUAAGACCCUCCUCCUGUGUCUGCGGUAUAACGUCGGCGGAAGGGAGUUCUGGGAUAACAACGACGACAUGAACUACCAGAUUGCCUUCUCGAAACGAGCUUCCAACGGUGCUGCUGGCUCUUCCGGCUCGGUCGGUAGAGAUCCCUCGUUCAGAGCACGCAUGGCCAAAGUGAAGAACUCCCGCGGUCGAGCUAAGCCCCUGUCCAUGGUUGCGAUGGGCGUGAACAUGCCCAUCUCUCUGCCUGACACGGUCAAGGUAGCAGUUCGACAGACGCAGUUUGAAAUCACCGCUUCCAAACCCGGUGAUUCCGACGUCGACUCGGAGAAGGAAAGCUGGUUCCCGGACCCGGACUCGCCCACGAGAAAGAACAAGAUACGCACCAACGUCUUUGGAGACAGAUAUGAUUUCUCUGCUUCCUUGACUACUUCCGCCGCCGGUGGUGCUCCGCCUGCUGCUCGAUUUGGCCAUAGACACAGCCACUCCAUGCCUCAGCUGAGCAUGGUAGAGAGCAGCAGUGCAAGUGCCAGCGCCAGUGCGAGUGCCAGUGCCAGUGCAAGCAGUCCCAGCACGCCCAGCGACUCUGACGAAUCUCCCUCUCUAACCGAGAAGAGACUGUCUGAUUUCCUAUCCGAUAGACCCAACCAUGAGUCCCAGGUGUACAAAGAGCUGGUCGACCGAUACUGCUUCUUCGGCUCGACAAAAUCGCGACGAUCAGGCGUGUCUUCCAAGGACGGCACCGACACAAACGAGGAAGAAGACUGCUCUACUCCCACCAUGUCGAUGCCCCUGAACAUGCAGCACCUCAACCGCCGCCUCUCUCCCUCUCCUUCCCGCCCCCAAGGACCAGGAGGCCACAGCCCCGUCUCCUCUUCUUCAUCCACUUCUGUGUCCGACACAGAAGGCGUAUCUACCCCUCCAGCAUCGGGAUCAUCGUCAGCUGGAAUCCGUCCCUCCUUUGCAUCAUUCAACCGUCCUCGUCCGGCUUCAGAGAGAGGGAUGCCCGCCUCUCCUGCCCCUGCCCCAACACCUGCGCCUACGCCCAUUUUAGGAUGA